Messenger RNA from Sus scrofa (pig), 7440 nucleotides. Lineage: Eukaryota; Metazoa; Chordata; Mammalia; Artiodactyla; Suidae. The record is from RefSeq and is a predicted model, not a curated record.
GUAACAAAGAUGCAGGAAAUUACACAAAAUAGGAAGAUCUGGACUGGGAGGGGGGCAGCACUCUGGUGCUGGGGACUAGCACAGACUAGCCUACAGUGAUCUUAUUACCUAUAGAAAAAGGCAGCAAGCCGAGGAUCAAAGGGGGGAAACCAGGAAUCAGAGACAGGCCUUUGUGUGUGACUGUAGCAUCCUGCCCCCUGCCUGUUAGUGUGGCUCUAUCCCAACUCCUCCAGGUCUCCCUACUAAAACAAGGCUGCUGUGUGUACGUAGAGACUGGAACUCUCAGAAACAAACCCGCUGAAACCAGAGAGAUGCUGGGAGUGGGACAGAUGCAGUACGAUGUUAUCAUCAAUCCACAAUCCCAUUUCUCUCAGCCUCCAACCGGAGUCUCGGGGGCAAACAGACCCCAACAGUAUCUGAUGGCUCAGAGGGGCCACUUUGGAAGGGUAGCUUGGUGUACUAAAUUUGCUACUGAUAUUUUUUUUCAGUUUUUUACCCGUUAUGGAAUGUUAUAUGAUUUAAAAUUCAGUUUUUUACCCGUUAUGGAAUGUUACAUGAUUCAAAAUUCAAAGUAUAAAGCAGCACACAUGGUAAAAGUCUCUUUCCCAUCUCAUCAGGGGAAAAACAGUAGAGCGGUCAAGAGAGUGGAUCUGGAGCUUGGGCUCAGUUUCGGGCUCUGCCACUUACUCACUGUGUGAUUAGUUCCCAAGCCUCCAUUUCCUCAGCCAUAAGACAGGGUAAUAAUACUUUCCUGUAAACGGUUGCUGUGAGGAUUACAUGACUUGUGUAAAGUGCUUUAGAACGGUGCCCAGCAUGUAAUAAGCACACGAUAGAUUUCAAUAUGCAUAGAAAAAGGUCUGGAAAGAUACACACCAUUAAUACUGUUUUCUGGGGGAUGAGAUUAUGGGGAGACUUUCAUUUUCUGCUCCAUAUAUUUCUGUAUUAUUUGGAAAUUUACGGCGAACAUUUAUUAAUUUUAUAAUCAGAAAUACAAUAAAGACAGACUUUUUUAGUCCUUCCCAUUUAUCUUUCUCCCAUUUCAGAAAAAAAUGUCAACCACAACCACCACCAAAGAUAGGAAAGGAAUAGGAAUAUCUAAAGAAGUGGAAAAAAAAAUUCAUCAUCCAAAGAAGGACAUGUAAUCAAGGCUCAUCAACUUGCAGGAGGCUUGCAAGGAGAAGGUCUCUGCCAUAGAGGUGAACGUACAACCAGCCCAGGCCUCGGAGGUCAGCCAGCAGGUCAAUCUCAAAAGAAACCCACUCAUAAAAAUGACAUCCUGGUUGUAUGAAUGUCUUUGUGAAGCUGAACUAGCACAGUAUUAUCCUCAUUUUACUGCCCUUGGCCUUCAGAAAAUAGAUGAAUUAGCCAACGUUACAAUGAAGGACUACUCCAAAUUGGGAGUCCAUGACAUGAAUGACCGCAAACGUCUCUUCCAACUUAUCAAAAUCAUUAAGAUUAUGCAGGAAGAAGAUAAAGCAGUCAGUAGCCCAGAAUAUCUUCUUCAGACAAGCAGUCUGUCCAUCAAGCCUCCGAAAUCCAGAUCUGGCCCUCGCAGGCAGCUGCAUUUUGAUUCUCCUGCUGACAACAAAGACAGAACUACCAGCAAAAAUGAGUUUGAACUCUGCAGUUUAUCAGAUUUUUCUGUAAAUGAACAAAAGUCUAGUUACCUGAAUGUACUAGACCAUAUGGUACCAGAUGAUGCCCAGUACCCUACAAAAACAAGAAUUCUGAAUGCCGUUGCUGCUGAUUUCUGUGUACAAAGAGAAACUAACACUUCACUCUUUUCAUCAAAUCACUUUUCUCCCAUACAGAGAGAGUGUGAUAUUCCCAUUAUGCAAAGAGUCUCUCAUGUUUCAGGGUAUAACUACGGAAUCCCUCAUUCCUAUAUCAGACAGAACACCUCAGAGAAAGAGAAUCCUUGGACUGAGAUGGACAAAAUCAGAGUUUGUGUUCGAAAACGCCCUCUAGGCAUGAGGGAAGUGCGUCGUGGAGAAAUUAAUAUUAUUACUAUAGAAGACAAAGAAACUCUACUUGUUCAUGAGAAGAAAGAAGCAGUUGACCUCACACAAUAUGUUCUGCAGCAUGUUUUUUAUUUUGAUGAAGUCUUUGGUGAGGCGUGCACCAAUCGAGAUGUGUACAUGAAGACUACUCACCCCCUCAUUCAGCAUAUUUUCAAUGGAGGCAAUGCCACUUGCUUUGCAUACGGACAGACAGGUGCUGGAAAGACCUACACCAUGAUAGGAACUCAUCAGAACCCAGGACUGUAUGCUCUGGCUGCCAAAGAUAUCUUCCGACAACUGGAAGUGUCCCAGCCAAGAAGGCACCUCUUUGUGUGGAUCAGCUUCUAUGAAAUCUACUGUGGACAGCUUUAUGACCUCCUAAACAGAAGAAAAAGGCUCUUUGCAAGAGAAGAUAGCAAGCAUGUGGUACAGAUAGUGGGACUGCGAGAACUUCAGGUGGAUAGUGUGGAGCUUCUCUUAGAGGUGAUCCUGAAGGGCGGCAAAGAGCGCAGCACCGGAGCCACUGGAGUUAAUGCAGACUCCUCUCGUUCUCAUGCUGUCAUCCAAAUUCAGAUCAAAGACUCAGCCAAGAGGACAUUUGGCAGGAUCUCUUUUAUCGACUUGGCUGGCAGUGAAAGAGCAGCAGAUGCCAGAGACUCGGAUAGACAGACAAAGAUGGAAGGUGCAGAAAUAAACCAGAGUCUUCUGGCUCUGAAGGAAUGUAUCCGCGCAUUGGAUCAGGAACACACCCAUACUCCCUUCAGGCAAAGCAAAUUAACUCAGGUUCUAAAGGAUUCUUUCAUCGGCAACGCCAAAACUUGCAUGAUCGCCAACAUCUCACCAAGCCAUGUAGCCACUGAACAUACUCUGAAUACCUUGCGCUAUGCUGACCGGGUCAAAGAACUGAAGAAAGGCAUUAAAUGUUGCACUUCAGCCAGCAGUCGAAAUCGAACGUCUGGAAAUUCUUCUCCAAAACGAAUUCAAAGCUCUCCUGUGGCCCUGCCAGGGGAUAAGUAUUCUCCCAAAAAAGUCAAGCUGGGGCUUCCACAGUCACUGACAGUGGCACCUGAUGUCACGAGAGGGAAGGCCCACCCUCUGGCCAGUCACCCAGCCAAUAUCCCUUUUGCUUCUGUACCUAAGGUUCCAGGUAAAAGGAGUGGCUCUAAAGGGAGUCCUCCCCACGGGUGGGUCAUUCAGACCAACUCUCUCAGAGGAACCACGCGGUCUGGACAUUCAGCCAAAAAAGCGGCAGAAGACUCAGCUGCAUUAUGCUCUAAGAACAAGACAGCCCUCGUAUGGGGCAGCAGGGCCCAGCGCCCGCGGCAGCCACCCUCCCAGUGCAAGAAGGUGCAGACUGUGCCGCCGGUACAGAAGCAGCUCGUGCCACGAGCUGACCUCUCCCUGGGUAGCAUCCAGCCCACAGCAGGGCACAGUCGGGGCAGCCAGGGGGGUACGCCCACCGGGCCCGCCUCCGAAGCCUGGCCGGACAUCCCUCUGCAGCAGAAGGAGAGGGAGGAACAUCUGCGCUUUUAUCACCAGCAGUUCCAGCAGCCCCCUCUCCUCCAUCAGGAGUUAAGGUACCAACCACUGGAAAGAUUAUCAUGCCAGUAUCCGCCCCAGGAGGGGCAGCUCCAGAAGGACACCCCUCCCCGCCCGUGCUCUUGUGCCGAGAGCCACGAUGGAGCCCAAGCCGAGGACCUGGAUGACAGCGAUUUUAGUGAGGAUUCCUUCUCACAUGUCUCCUGUCAGAGGACCGCAAAGCGGGGAGAUGCCCUGGAGAACAGCGAAGGUUCGUUCUUCCUUCAUCAGAGGGAGCAGGUGGCCGAAAGGCAGCAGAGUCUGUUUUUCAGCCCCGGGACAGACAGUGAUGAGAAGGGCCUACCUGGAAGCUGGGUGUGCUGCGGAGAGCCUGCCAGCCACAGAAGGCUGGCCCUUGAUCACGGCCACAGCCCAAGUCCGGUGCCCCGGGACUGGAGCAGAGGGGAGGGCCCCGCAUCCCCAGGCCCUUUACCCGGAGCAGUCCUGGCGGAGAAGCCUUUCUGCAACCUGGUGGACUGUGCGCAAGACCCGCAAAGCCGUGGCGGCCCUGCCUUCAACUUCAGACAGGACGCCUUCAGAAGCGAGGUUCCUGGGCAGGCCGAGGAAGAUGGUUUCUCUUUCUCACUGUCCCACCUGGCGGUUCCUGGGUCCCCAGACCACAGAGACACAGUCGGCACACCUCUGAGAGAGGUCAGUGAGGACCAGCCAGCUCUGGCAGCCGGGACAGUGAGAAGCAGUCACCCUUUCCAAGGUGGGCAGUCGGGCACAUGCUCUGAAUAUGCUUCUGGACUGAUGGCCCCCCUCACCGUGUCCCUCCUGGAGAGCCCAGACAGCGGGGACCUGGGUGGGGUGGACACAGGGCCAGCGGCGGGCCAUGCAGUGUCAUCUGGUGACCAGGAGGCAGUCCUGCCAACCUCUUCGGCAACUGAACGCCUGUGGCUCUCGUCGUCUCCCCCGGACAACAAACCUGGGGGUGGUCUUCCGGCUCUGUCCCCAUCACCCAUCCGGGAGGCUGACCCAGGGGAGGCCAGCCGGGGCAGAGAGACGGCGCUCUUCGCCCAGGGGCACGCCGCCGCCUGUGCUGAGGCAGAGCCAGGCGACUCCCAGAGUUGCCUGGGCAAGCCCUUCCCCACCAUCCGUCCUAGGGAACCGCAGGCUGACCGAACAGGAAGUAGUGAUGCAGCUGACCUGGCCGGGGACCAGAGGAGAGAGCGCCUGGCCGGGCUUGGUGGGCAGGAGCUGUGGAUGUCCACAGACCCCAUCAGGCUGCCCUUCUACAAUGAGGACAUCACACGGCUCAAACGCAGGCCGACACCGAGGUACUUAGCAAGGCCAGGCUCUCCCACGACUGCAGGGCCCCUCCGCCAGCCCGCCCUGGGGCAUGCACAGCAGGUGGUCAUCCGAGCACACCAGGAACAGCUGCAUGAAAUGGCCAAGCUGGGCUUCAAGGAGGAGACCCUGAUGAGCCAGCUGGCUCCUAAUGAUUUUGAAGAUUUUGUGACCCAGUUGGAUGAAAUCAUGGCUUUGAAGUCCAAGUGCAUCCAGAGUCUGAGGAGCCAGUUGCAGCUAUACCUGGCCUGCCACAGGCCUGCCACAGCCCCUGAGAGGACAGCGGUAUCUUAAAGCAAAACCCAGUAUGGGGUGGCUAGGCUCCUGAGGGCUGAGGGCCUCUGCCAGGUCCCCCUGCAGAUAUACUAGAACCCACUACCUAGUCCUGCCCAUUCUGGCCUCUCCCAAGCCACACACAGCCUUGGCUGGGCCCAGCUCCUUUCUUGGGGCCAGGUAUAUGCCCCUCAGUUCUAAGCACAGGAGCAUCUAUAAGGAAGGACAGAUCAGCCCAAAAAACUUAAUGUACCCUUCCCUUUUCUUUGGAGCUAGAGGAGUAUUUGCCUCACUGAACCUUUUUCUGUAGAUGUUUCUAAAUUUGGGGAUCAGAGGAUGGGGAUGGUCUGGUAACCUAGAGGUUGGAGGUCACAGGCUGAGCCUAGAGAUUUUAUCAUCUGGAUUCAGUGCCUUUCUCUAGGACUCGAUCAAAAACUAAAACAAUGGUGCUAGUGGGGCAGGGGCCACGUGAGUUCUGCCCCUUCAGCCCUUGGAGGUUGAUUUUGGACUUUAGCUUUUGAAAAUGCAGACUGAAUAAACUUUGACUUGCUGUGUCUUUAACAGCAGCAGAUAUGGAACAGACUUUCUGCUUCCAGUUCCUCUCCCUCCUACAAUCCAGAAGAGGGUGCUUUACUCUUUUCCCAUCUCUGCCUUUUCCUGGGACCAUGCACCUGUUAAAAGCCAUUAUGUUCCUGGCUCCUGCCUUUGAGUCCCCACCCACCACGCUCCCUCACGGAAUAGCUGAAUAGCUGCAGAAUCUAAGGCAAGUUUCUCUCUAGCUUCACCUUCAUCCAAGAUAUCCUUGGCCAUCUACCCACCUCUUAGUGGCCUGUGUUCAGUGUCUUGGCAUUGAGGGCUGAGGUCAAUAGUCUGAGACUCUGAAGUAGUCAGAGUCACACCCUUCAUGUGAGUUCUGCUUGCUGUUUAUCUUUUUAGCAGAAAGAAGCUUAAGACAAGAAAUACCAAGUGGCUUCCAGGUGGCCCAUCACUUAGCAAGGCCACCAUAUGAUAUUGAGAUUCACAUGCCAAAGACUUGGCCCUGAUGCCCACUUUAUAUGAAACUAAUUUCCUAUAUGAAACUAAAAGGUAAAGGGUAACUUUUAUAGGUCUUAAAGGAAGGAUUUUAAGUAAUUUUAAAUUAAUUUUAAAGGCCAGAAGAGGGGCUAGUUUUCUGAGGCAAUGGCCAUGCCUUAUCUGACCACCAGAGGGCAGCCUCUCUCCAGCUUGGUGCUUUCCAGCCUUAAGGUUCAGCACCCAUUCCUCAAUCACUGAAAAAAUUAGAGAACCCACCUGAACCAAGAGCAUGGAAGGGGACUAGAAGACAGUAUGAAGUAUAAGGACAAGAAACUUCAGGGAUAAAUCUAGGGCCAUCGAUAUACUAGCACCACUGAGAGCUGGGGAAGCAGUUUUGAAUCCAUCCUGCCUGUGGAACACAUAAUAUACCUGAUGGUGCUCACCCGACAAGGGGCUUGUUCCUCAUUUCCGGGUGAUUCCCCUGAAGGCCAGCCUGUCUCAUCUCCACAGUAAGUCUUGCAGGAAGGCCCAGAGACCAAACUUGGGCAGGUUUAAAGAGACCUCCCCGUCUUGGCCUGCCUUUGCAAACCAAAAACCAGGGCACAGCUCCUUCCCAGAAUUUGAAGAAAGUACUGAAACAACAGAAAAUGGUUAGGUCCCAUUCCAAUCCCAGCAAAUCUCAGCAGGAAAUCCUUCAUCAACCACUCACCUCCACCCCUCCGUGAAAGAGCCCUUGGCAAUAAAGAAAUGAUCACAGCAGGACAUACCUUUUAGAUUUUUAUUAGUAGUUCUCUCUGAAGAAUGAAAAUAGUUAGCAAAUUACAUUAGAUUCAUCAAGACUGUAUAUCCUCUGUAUUUAGAUCUUUAAUGAUGUACAACAUAAUACAAAACAAAGAGACGGAUUUCUAUGACUAGGUGUUACUGUGUCAUCCUAGAGCAAAGGGCUGGAGGGAGAGGCUGUUCUCCAGGGAGAACUGAGGUGGAGUUAGUGCUGAGUGACCAAAUCACCGCCUGUUUUUUUCUUCCCCACUUGAUGCACUGGGAAGGGGCCAAUGAUUUCUUAAAAUGACAACUGUUCCUAGAACAAGGGGGCUCUAAAAUCCUGGGUAGCAAACGACUGUGGUCUCAACCAGACCAAAAGAAACAGGCUGGGGCAGGAAAGUAAUGCAAUUGCCUAGCAGAAAAGGCAAACUAGGGCCCCAAGGGAAAGGGCAUUCUUUGCACCUCAGAGACAUUGCAGAACCAGUGUAACACUAAGUGACAUGAAGGGGGAAAAAAACAAAAC